AUGAUUUUUUACUUUUUGACUACCUUCACCGGUAUUUUCGGGGACCCGCCGGCUCCGCCAUGUGAGAAUUUGGACAAGUGCGCGUAUUCGACGGGGGAAGAUGUUGUCAAGCAUAAGACCUAUACUGGAACCAUUUCAACGACUCGAUCGGGAAGAACAUGCCAAAAGUGGUCGGCUCAAUAUCCUCAUCAACACAGCAUGAAUGAAAUGUUCGUCGAAAGCUAUGGAGAACAAGAUCUCGACACCAACUAUUGUCGCAAUCCUGACAAUAUGGAGGACGGUGCUUGGUGCUACACGACCGACUCGAAUAAGCGUUGGGAGUACUGUGAUAUACCGGCUUGCGACUGCGUUUCUUUCUACAGCGGAAAUCAGGCAAAUUAUGAAGGAAAAAUUUCCGUAACAGAAUCGGGCAAAAAAUGCGACGUUUGGGUUGACAUGCCAGAUGGCUUCGAUGGAACUAACUACUGCCGAAACACUGAUGGUGAACCACGAGCUUGGUGCUUCUCAGAAGAAUCUGACGGGACUUGGUAA
Oikopleura dioica is the source of this 531-nucleotide messenger RNA. The record is from the annotation of a GenBank genome assembly. Lineage: Eukaryota; Metazoa; Chordata; Appendicularia; Copelata; Oikopleuridae.